Fonsecaea erecta is the source of this 3153-nucleotide messenger RNA. RefSeq lists its product as hypothetical. Gene Ontology annotation, biological process: mRNA 3'-end processing. NCBI's taxonomy places the organism in Eukaryota, Fungi, Ascomycota, Eurotiomycetes, Chaetothyriales, Herpotrichiellaceae. The transcript is spliced from 4 exons. Gene Ontology annotation, molecular function: protein binding; mRNA binding. Gene Ontology annotation, cellular component: nucleus. The record is from RefSeq and is a predicted model, not a curated record. The coding region runs from base 1 to 3153 and encodes 1050 amino acids.
AUGGCGAAUCCAGAUUCAGGGUUACCGUCACCUUCUUCUAGCACGACGGCGGCGUUGUCUUACUUCAACGGUACUACUACGGCUGCCCCCGAUCAGCCAGGCGCAAGUGCUGCACAGUUGUCGCAUCCGUCUGCUGCCUCAGAACAGAGUCCUGUCAAUAAUCAACGUGAUCAAAUACUAUCUCCGACUCAGUCCCCUCUUCGUCCUCUUCCUACAAAACCAGCCAGCCAGCUCUCUUCUCAAGCCGCCACCCCAGCCAUGACUCAGUCUUCUACACCCGCUCUUGCGCAGUCCAAGCCCCGCAUCGUGGGUGGUUUUGAAGUUGAUGAUGAUCCCGAAGAUGAGGAAGGGACACAAGACGGAAAGGAUGAGGUUGAUGUCUACGAUCCAUCCGUGGGGCUAGACUUCGAUGUCUCGACACCUGCUCCUACCCUUGCAAAUCAAACCUCCAGUUCCCUUAAUAGAGCUUCCCAGUCACCAGAACAAGAAAAUGGAAUCACUCCUGUUCCUGUCCAGGCCACUGGUAGUCCUGCUGACGCUGACCUUUCUUCUUCCACUACUACUACUACUACUACUACUACUCUUCCUUCUGGUGCCAGUGCUGAUGUGCGUGCUGCCACUGCCACAACACCUUCUCACACAGCUCCUGAUCACCCGACUCAGAAUUCUCCACCUCGCUCGCACUCGCAUGUGAAUGCCUCUGUUGCUCCAGGCUUACCCAAGUCUCGACUAGCUCAUGAUGUGGUUGGUAUUCUGGAAGAUCGCAUCAAGGAUGACCCUCGCGGAGACAUUGAUGCGUAUCUUGAACUAAUCGACGAGUUGAAGAGUCGAAACAAGCAAGAAGAUGUCCGUCGGGUGUACGAGCAAUAUCUCAAAGUUUUCCCUCUGGCCGCCGAACAAUGGUGUGCGUAUGUGAAAUGGGAAGAGGAGCACGAUCGCAUGCGGGCCAUGGAGACCCUCUUCAAUCGAUCUCUGCUUGAUGUUCUUGAUGUGCAACUCUGGACUCUGUACAUCAACUAUAUCCGCCGGCGGAACAGUAUGCAGACGGGCGAUAUCACUCGCUCGUACACCAUCAUCAACGAUUCCUUUACGUUUGCUCUUAAGACUAUCGGCAUGGACAAGGACUCAGGUCAAUUAUGGCAAGACUACAUCAACUUCCUCAAGACUGGUCCGGGAAUUGUUGGCGGGAGUGGUUGGCAAGACGGGGCAAAAGUCGACGCUUUGCGAGAGGCGUACCAGAAAGCAAUUGCUGUUCCCACUGCGGCAACCAUGCCACUGUGGAAAGAAUAUGAUGCGUUCGAGACCGGGCUGAACAAGAUCAACGGCCGGAAAUACCUUCAAGAAAAGUCACCCGUCUACAUGACUGCCAGGACGGCAUAUACCCAGCUGCAGAACUUGACAAAGGGCCUCAAGAGGACUUCGAGGCCGCUGUUGCCACCCGCCCCAGGCUUCGAGGGUCAUGCUGAGUAUAUGCAACAAGUCGGCCUAUGGAAGCAGUGGAUUGAAUGGGAGAAAGAAGAUAACCUCGUCCUCAAAGAUGAAGACGCCACUUUGUACAAGAAUCGGAUCUUGUUCACGUACAAACAAGCUCUCAUGGCCUUAGAAUUCUGGCCUGAGAUGUGGUAUGAUGCCGUCGAAUUCUGCUUCAGCAACGGCCUUGACGCCGAUGGCACCAAGCUUCUCAACCAAGGAAUUGCUGCCAACCCAGAGUCCCCCCUGUUGGCUUUUAAACUCGCGGAUCGUAUCGAGACAUCAACCCAAAACGAUGAAAGUGCUGAUCCCGGUGCCAAAGAACGGAUGAAGAAAAUUAGAGAACCAUACGACAAACUGCUGGACGCACUCUAUGACCUGAUCAAGAAAGUGUCCCUCCGUGAGAAACAGGACAUCCAGAAGGUGGAACUCACUGCUGCCGGCAAUGGAGGAGACGGCCCGGAGGAGGACGACAUCAACGCUUCCAACGUCGCGGCCAAGAAAGCGGCCCUCGACAGCCAGAUUGACACGAUCAAGAAGAGUGCUCAAGCACAGACCGACAUCCUCAGUCGAAUGGUUUCGCAUGUCUGGAUUGCGCUGAUGCGAGCAACGCGACGAGUGCAAGGCAAAGGAUUGCCGACGGAACGAGGUCCCAGUGGCUUCCGUGCCGUCUUUGGCGAGGCGCGCAAGAGAGGCAAGCUGACGAGCGAUUUCUACGUCGAAUCUGCGCGCAUCGAGUGGCAAUGCUACCGAGAUCCAACCGGGACAAAGAUCCUCGACCGUGGGAUGAAGCUGUUUCCCGAAGACGACUAUCUCCCGUUGCAGUACGUCAAGCACCUCUUUGACAUCAACGACGUCACCAAUGCACGGGCGGUUUUCGAAACGACGGUCAAGAGACUCCUGGCUCAUGCAGACGGGGAACAUACCGCAAAGGCCAAGCCGUUGUUUGCUUUUUUGCACGACUACGAAUCCAAAUACGGCGAACUGGCUCAAGUCCAGUCGCUGGAAGAGCGCAUGAAGAAGCACUUCCCCGAAGAUCCCAUGCUCACACUCUUCUCCAGCCGAUACAACACACCCGCCUUUGAGAUCAUGAACACGCAUCCCAUCAUAUCACCCCACCAAAUGAAGCCUCCGCAGGCCACGGUCAUGCCCUCGAUCGAGGGGCCGGAAGUCGUCAACUCGCCCAUCCAAAAGGUGAUUGACGCCAUCACCACCAACUCUCCGAAGCGGCCAUUCCCGGAUGAUUUUGAGGAUGUCGGGCCACGCAAAUUGGCACGUGGUGAGUCGCCCUUGAAGGGUGCAGCGGGUCGCCGCAUGAAUCAACAGCAGCAGCAGCAGCAGCACCAGCGUCAGACCAAUCCUCCUGUCGGGAUGUCACAGUUUCAAGCUCCACCGCCCUUGCCCCCAGCAAUCGUCUAUCUUCUGAGCAUCCUGCCAAAGGCGUCGACGUAUGUUGAUGCCAGAUUUGACGCCGUGAAGAUUAUGGAGCUCAUUCGAGACGUUCGUCUACCUCCGCCCACGGCAGUUCCAGCGCAGCACAACCAGACUCCCGCCCCAGCACCUCAACCAGGGUGGCCUGGGUAUCCGCCACAUCCACCCGUGCCGAUCCCGCCACAAGGCUUCGUGCCUCCGCCGAGCGUUACACAAGGCCCAUACGGAGGAGCACCGUUUCGAUACGCCUAA